AUGGCCGACCACUUCCAUUCCUUCUCUUUCGCAUUCGCCUCCCUCAACGAGUUCGACUACAACCUCGAGCCGUCCAGGAACAACAUACUCGCACCCUACCAGCACGAGCGCCUCCUCCAUUUCCACAAGCUCAACUUCAUCCGUGACCACAACCAGCAGCAGCAGCACCACAACUUCAAGCAUAACAACGACGACAACAACCACAAGCAUACCUACUACUAUUACGACCACCACAACCACAACGCCUUCUACAACCACCAGCACCGCCACAACGGUAAGCUAUUCUAUAUCAAUUAUUCGUCUCCUUUAGACUUUCAAGCUAAGAUCCUCCACAGACCACAACGACAACCACCACCACAACAACCACCACCACCACCACCACCACUACCACCACCACGACUACAAUCAGCGCCUCCACGUGUCCGACAAUCCCAGUGGAUGCUGACUAUUGAUUUCUCACAACAGGACGUCAUAACCGACGGCAGCUUCGAAUCGGUCUCUGCCGACGCGAUACGAGUCCCGGACGCCACGAGCGGCGACUGGACCGUCUCCGGCGGCGCAGUUUUCGCUACCAAUAACGGAUCGACGUACGACACGCCUGACGGAUCUCAAUACGUCUACAUCCAAGGCACAUCGGCCGUGCCCAUCUCCUCCGUCUCCCAAACGCUCACGAACCUCAUCCCCAACGGCCUCUACACAUUCACCUACGACUACGCCGUCCCCUACGUCAACAACCCCAACCCCAACCCCAGCACCUUUUCCAACUGCCAAUUGACCCUCCGAGUCGGCGACCAGUCGUACACGGACCUCAUCGAGGUCUACGGGUCCGACUCCGGCAGCCAACAGUCGUGGGGCCAGGGCGUGCCGCUGGAGUUUGAGGCGGACUGUUCCGAGCUGCUGUUCUCGGUGGUCUGGGACUGUUCGGGCUUGAAUAGCGGGAAUGAGAUUGAUCUUGCGAUUGAUAAUAUUGGAUUUACGGGGGGGCAGUGCGUCACGGAGGAGGUAGUGCCUUAG
Molecule: messenger RNA, 1014 nt
Organism: Fonsecaea multimorphosa CBS 102226
Lineage: Eukaryota; Fungi; Ascomycota; Eurotiomycetes; Chaetothyriales; Herpotrichiellaceae
Exons: 5
Coding region: 1-1014 (337 amino acids)
Source: RefSeq, a predicted model, not a curated record